Mycena citricolor is the source of this 846-nucleotide messenger RNA. Lineage: Eukaryota; Fungi; Basidiomycota; Agaricomycetes; Agaricales; Mycenaceae. The record is from the annotation of a GenBank genome assembly.
GUAAGACGUGUGUGGAAGUCACGAACUGCACAGCCACGGAUCGAAGUUCUUUGCCCUUUUGUCGCUGACCCCCACUACAUACACCCGCGUUUCUCUAUCUCUUUCACGUUUUUCACGAUGUCUGCACUCGAUAACCCUCUGGCUGCCAAGGAGGAGGAGAACCCCGACCCUCAGUUUGAGCCUGUCAUCAAGCUCACUGAACAGGUUGACACGAAAACCAACGAAGAGGACGAGGAUGUGCUCUUCAAGAUGCGCGCGAAGCUCUUCCGAUUCGACGGUGAUUCUUCAGAGUGGAAGGAACGCGGAACCGGCGAUGUGCGUCUCCUCGCUCACAAGGAGACCAAGAAAGUGCGGCUGGUGAUGAGGCGUGAUAAGACGCUCAAAGUCUGCGCCAACCACGUCAUUUCGUCCGAUAUGCGUCUCCAACCCAACAUCGGUUCCGACCGUUCCUGGGUCUGGAAGGUGUUGGCUGACUACUCUGAGAACCCUCCCACGGCGGAGACCCUGGCUAUCCGAUUUGCCAACUCGGACAAUGCUGGAGAGUUCAAGACUGCGUUUGAGGAUGCCCAGAAGAAAAACGCGUCUCUGACGUCCAGCGAUACUGCUCCUGCUGCCCCUGCCGCAGAGACGGCUACCACCGAGGAGGUUGCCGCCCCGACGGUCGCUGCCACGGCUGCUGAGAAGACCGAGAGCGCCGCGGCUGCGGAAGAGUCUGCUGCUCCCGCUGCUGAAGCUGCCGCCGCCGCCGAGUAGAUGCAGCCUGCGUUGGUUAGGAAACGAAAUUCAAUACUGUGCACUGUAUGAUUGUGUGAUAUACAUAUGCUGGAAUAAUUACUACAAUCCGGU